AGAAUUUAUUACUCUUUUCUUCACAAAGUCACCAAACAUCUUUUGCUUUCCAAAAACAAAAAAAAGCAGAGGAAGAAGAAGAAGAACAAAGAAAGAAUACUCAGCUCUUGAUUUCGCUUCCUUCUCAAGCCAUCUUCAUUACCAUUUCUUUUGUCCCUCUCUCUCUCACACUUCUGUCCGAAUAAAUCUUUUUUCUUCUUCUUCUUCUUUAAAUCCGCCAUUAAAACUCCCACAAACACACCAUCAUCUUUUUCCGACAUACACGCACGAUCCAUUUGGUUUGUGUCUAAAAAGUCUCUGUUUUUAUUUAAAGCUGUAACGGCUAAGUAACUUGAAGAACAUGAGAUUUGCUCCUUUGAGUUUGGUUCCGGUUCUGCUUCUUCUACUACGCUGGGAGCAGCCUUUCACGGAGGCGAUGAUCAACCCAGUUGACUUCUUAGCUCUCCAAGCGAUACGAAAGUCUCUGGACGACUUGCCGGGUUCCAAUUUCUUCGACUCCUGGGACUUCACCGGCGACCCUUGCAGCUUCGCCGGCGUUUACUGCGACGGAGACAACGUCACCGCCCUUAAUCUCGGCGAUCCAAGAGCUGGGUCGCCCGGUUUAUCGGGCCGGAUCGACCCGGCGAUCGGAAAGCUCUACGCUUUAACGGAGCUCACGAUCGUCCCGGGUCGGAUCAUAGGUUCGUUACCCGACACGAUCUCUCACUCCAAAAAUCUCCGGUUUUUAGCAAUCACCAGAAACUUCAUCUCCGGCGAGAUUCCGGCGAGUCUCGGCGAGCUUCGCGGACUCAGAACGCUUGAUCUGAGUUAUAAUCAGUUAACCGGGUCGGUUCCUCCGUCAAUCGGAUCCUUACCGGAGCUAUCCAAUUUGAUUCUGUGUCACAAUCAUUUAAACGGUUCGCUUCCUCGGUUCUUCUCUCAGACGCUAACCAGAAUCGAUCUCAAACGCAACAACCUCACCGGUGCAGUUUCUCCCACGUCUCUCCCUCCGUCGCUACAAUACUUAUCACUCGGUUGGAACCAGCUAACCGGUCCGGUAAACCAGGUUUUACUCAGAUUAAACCAGCUCAGCUACCUCGAUCUCAGCUUAAACCGGUUCACUGGUGCAAUUCCCGGUCAGAUCUUUGCUUUCCCGAUCACGAAUCUCCAGCUACAGCGCAAUUUCUUCUACGGCGCGGUUCAACCGGCGAAUCAGGUGACGAUUGCAACCGUCGAUUUAAGCUUCAACAGAUUCUCCGGCGAGAUUUCUCCGCUUCUCUCCAGCGUGCAGAACCUCUAUUUAAACAAUAACCGGUUCACCGGUCAAGUCCCGGUUACCUUCGUGGAUCGGUUAUUGGCAUCGGGUAUACAAACGCUAUACCUUCAGCAUAACUUCUUGACGGGGAUACAGAUUAGUCCGGCGGCGGAUAUUCCGGUGAGCAGCUCUUUGUGUCUUCAGUACAACUGUAUGGUGCCGCCGGUACAGACUCCGUGUCCGGUUAAGGCCGGUCCGCAGAAAACCAGACCCACGACGCAAUGCAACGAGUGGAGAGGGUAAUAAUGUCAUUUGAGAUAGUUAUGGGUUUUCGUAUCAAAUAGAUUUUUCUCCGGUUAUUUUGUUACAACUUUCGAGUUUCGAGGGUAUAAAGAAAAACUAUUCGUUUAUUCGUUGGUGACUUUUAUGAAUGAGAACCAUAAUGCGAUGUAUGUUUAAUUUA
This is a messenger RNA of Brassica oleracea var. oleracea, 1697 nucleotides long. Its product is annotated as LRR receptor-like serine/threonine-protein kinase ERL1. The coding region runs from base 341 to 1537 and encodes 398 amino acids. The transcript has a single exon. Gene Ontology annotation, molecular function: protein binding. The record is from RefSeq and is a predicted model, not a curated record. Lineage: Eukaryota; Viridiplantae; Streptophyta; Magnoliopsida; Brassicales; Brassicaceae.